AUGGAUGUGCCCAUCAGAAACAUAUUCGCCUUGGUGCAUCAGAGCCAGGAAGCCCCUUGGUAUCAGAGCCAGGAAGCCCCUUGGUAUCAGAGCCAGAAGCCCCUUGGUAUCAGAGCCAGAAGCCCCUUGGUAUCAGAGCAAGGAAGCUCCUUGGUAUCAGAGCAAAGAAGCCCCUUGGUAUCAGAGCCAGGAAGCCCCUUGGUAUCAGAGCCAGGAAGCCCCUUGGUAUCAGAGACAGGAAGGCCCUUGGUAUCAGAGCCAGGAAGCCCCUUGGUAUCAGAGCCAGGAAGCCCCUUGGUAUCAGAGCCAGGAAGCCCCUUGGUAUCAGAGCCAAGAAGCCCCUUGGUAUCAGAGACAGGAAGGCCCUUGGUAUCAGAGCCAGGAAGCCCCUUGGUAUCAGAGCCAGGAAGCCCCUUGGUAUCAGAGACAGGAAGCCCCUUGGUAUCAGAGCCAGGAAGCCCCUUGGUAUCAGAGACAGGAAGCCCCUUGGUAUCAGAGACAGGAAGGCCCUUGGUAUCAGAGCCAGGAAGCCCCUUGGUAUCUGAACCAGGAACCCCCUUAGUAUCAGAGCCAGGAAGCCCCCUGGUAUCAGAGCCAGGAAGCCCCCUGGUAUCAGAGCCAGGAAGUCCCUUGGUAUCAGAGCCAGGAAGCCCCCUGGUAUCAGAGCCAGGAAGCCCCUUGGUAUCAGAGCCAGGAAGCCCCUUGGUAUCAGAGCCAGAAGCCCCUUGGUAUCAGAGCCAGAAGCCCCUUGGUAUCAGAGCAAGGAAGCUCCUUGGUAUCAGAGCAAAGAAGCCCCUUGGUAUCAGAGACAGGAAGCUCCUUGGUAUCAGAGCAAAGAAGCCCCUUGGUAUCAGAGCCAGGAAGCCCCUUGGUAUCAGAGCCAGGAAGCCCCUUGGUAUCAGAGACAGGAAGCCCCUUGGUAUCAGAGCCAGGAAGCCCCUUGGUAUCAGAGCCAGGAAGCCCCUUGGUAUCAGAGCCAGGAAGCCCCUUGGUAUCAGAGCCAAGAAGCCCCUUGGUAUCAGGGACAGGAAGGCCCUUGGUAUCAGAGCCAGGAAGCCCCUUGGUAUCAGAGCCAGGACGCCCCUUGGUAUCAGAGCCAGGAAGCCCCUUGGUAUCAGAGACAGGAAGCCCCUUGGUUACUCAGUGAGCAGUAAGGAAGACCUGGGAGAGAUCCUGCUGGUCCGUAUCAUUAAGGAACAGUACUUGUUAUUCCCAACUGAUACCUGGUUCUGUAGCUACAUCACCGUGACCUGCCCCAAGGGAGAACACUAUCGCUUCCCACUCUACAAAUGGAUCGAAGGCUGUGUGGAUGUUCCCCAGGGGAAGGGCAUCAUUGUAACCGAUGGAAUCAACCCCAUAGUGAGACAACAGAGAGAAUCAGAGCUGGAGAAGAAGCGAGAGACAUAUGGAUGGAAAACCUACAUGGAAGGGGCCCCUCGCUGUAUCAACACAGACUCUCCCACAGACCUGCCUCAUAGUGAACAAUUCUCCUUAUUGAAAGACUCCAGCUUUAGCUUUACUGCCAUAAGCACUAUCAUGAGUGUAACCCUUUGGGGUGCAUUUUUGGCCCAGUGUAUGCAAAGCAAAAUGAGGGGGACCAGGCUGUAUGUGGCUUUACAGUAACCGAAAUCUCAGCUGUGGAAGGAGGACAAAUUCUUUGGGUACCAGUAUUUAAAUGGCAUAAACCCAGUGAUGAUCAAGAAAUGUCUCCGGAUUCCCGAUAAUUUCCCUGUUGAUGAUGUAACAGUGUCUGCGACUCUAGGGGGGUCCACAACCCUCCAGGUGGAACUUCAGAACGGAAACAUCUUCCUGGCAGACUGCAAGAUCCUCGAGGGGAUCCCUACGAAUGUUAUUAAUGAAGAACCCCAAUAUCUUGUUGCCCCAUUGUGCCUGCUCUGGAAAUCCCCUCAGAAUAAAGUUGUCCCUAUAGCCAUUCAGCUAAAUCAAACCCCAGGGGAGGAGAACCCAAUCUUCAUGCCUACUGACCCCGAAUGGGACUGGAUUUUGGCCAAGAUCUGGGUGCGAAACUCUGACUGUCAGGUUCAUCAACUUGUAACCCAUUUCCUCCACACUCAUCUCUUCGCUGAGGUCUUCAAUAUUGCGACCAACCGGCAACUCCCAAUGGGCCACCCCAUCUACAAGCUUCUCAUCCCGCACCUUCGUUUCACCUUAGACAUCAAUACACUCGCCAGGAAACAGCCCAGGAGCUUUGUGGCCAACAUUGUCCGUUACUAUUACCCGAGUGAUGAGUCUGUGUAUAAGGACCCAGAGCUUCAGGCUUGGGUGGCAGAGAUAUAUAAGGAAGGGUUCCUGUCGCUCCAGUCCUCAGGAAUCCCAUCAUCCUUUGCAACCCAGGGGGAGCUGAUCAAAUACCUGACUAUGGUGAUUUUCAGAUGUUCGGCUCAACAUGCAGCUGUCAACAGUGGGCAGUAUGACAUCUACUCCUGGAUGCCCAAUGGCCCAUCCUCCCUGAGGAAGCCUCCCCCCACCACUAGGGGCACCGCCACCCACCAGAGUAUCCUGGAGACGUUACCGGCUGUUAAUGUAACUGCCAAAUCUGUGGCUGCUGUUCACCUGCUCAGUACAGAACCCAUGGACCGGAGACCCCUGGGGACGUAUCCAGAUGAGCACUUUACUGAGGAAAUGCCAAAGAUAUUCAUUAAGGAAUUCCAGGAGAAGCUGGCGGAGAUUUCCAAGGAUGUCAAGGAACGGAACCAGAGCAAGAGACUGAAAUACCAUUACCUGGAUCCAGAGGUGAUUGAGAACAGCGUCUCCAUCUAGUCUGGGCCCCAGAGAGCCAAUCAGUGUCUCCAUCUAAUCUGGGCCCCAGAGAGCCAAUCAGUGUCUUUAUCUAGUCU
Molecule: messenger RNA, 2858 nt
Organism: Xenopus tropicalis (tropical clawed frog)
Lineage: Eukaryota; Metazoa; Chordata; Amphibia; Anura; Pipidae
Product: arachidonate 15-lipoxygenase B
Biological process (GO): lipid oxidation
Cellular component (GO): cytoplasm
Molecular function (GO): oxidoreductase activity, acting on single donors with incorporation of molecular oxygen, incorporation of two atoms of oxygen; iron ion binding; oxidoreductase activity
Source: RefSeq, a predicted model, not a curated record